Messenger RNA from Quercus robur (English oak), 2677 nucleotides. RefSeq names its product protein LOW PHOTOSYNTHETIC EFFICIENCY 1, chloroplastic-like. The record is from RefSeq and is a predicted model, not a curated record. NCBI's taxonomy places the organism in Eukaryota, Viridiplantae, Streptophyta, Magnoliopsida, Fagales, Fagaceae. The transcript has a single exon. Gene Ontology annotation, molecular function: protein binding. Bases 359 to 2518 code for a protein of 719 amino acids.
UUUUAGCUGACCGCUCAUUCUUGUUGCAAAUGAAUGAAUGGCUGUGAGAAAACCACAGCGCCAGUGAGAAUACAAUAGAGAAUACUCACUACCCACCUCAGAGAUCCACUCAAUUUUGACAAAGCAAAACCCAAUUUUGCUACUUUCUUUCGUGCUCUUCAACCUUUAAGGUAAGAACCCAUCAACCCCAUCUUCAUUAAAGUUUGUUAUCUCUGAACGAAGCAUGUUUCUACUUUUUGUAAGCUAGAAAGUUUACAAGAAACAAAGUUUUGUCAUGAGAGGAAAUGCUAUGCCUUGUUAAUUUUUAGUAGGAUUUUCAGUUCUGGGUUUUAGUCUUGACUGAUAACUUGUAUAGAAAAUGCAAUUUUUAACUACUUUGCCAUUGAAGGGUGACUUUUGGGUGGUAUCUCAAUUGGGUUUUGAACUUGGUUCUUGUAGAACUGAAACUAGAAGGAGAAGGAAAAAGUUAAGGGGUCUUGAUGUUCAUGUUUGUCAUAGUAGAAGUGCUGGUCUCUUUUUACUUUCAAAUAAUUCAAGAGUUGUUCAGCGUGGAGGUCGCUGUGGGAGCUCCAAAUUUGAUUUGGGAUUUGGGUACUCUAAGCUUAAAGUUGCUCUCUUUUGUAUGCCAAUGACAAGCUCUUUUGGUGCCUUGGUUGCAUUGGCAUGUGCAUUGGAGCAACAAGCAAUAGGAAAUGAAUUUUUAAUAGAAGGAUUGGAUUUGGCUAAUGGGGUGUCGGGGGAAAUUGAGAGAAAGGAUGGUGAUCAUAAUAAAUUAGGUGAAGUAAAUGAUGGGGAUAAUAAAAGAGAAGAUGAUGAUGCUGAAAGUGGGGAAGGAGAUGGGGAAGAGAAGAGUACAAAAGUUGAUGUUCGUUCACUAGCACAGAGCUUAUGGUUUGCAAGAACUGUAGAUGAUGUGGAGGAGGUUCUUAAGGACAUGGGUGACUUGCCCUCUCAAGUAUACUCAUCCAUGAUUAGAGGUUUUGGUAGAGACAAGAGAAUGAGUUCUGCGAUUGCUGUUGUUGAGUGGCUGAAGAAAAAGAAGCAUGAAACUAAUGGUUUGAUUGGUCCAAAUCUUUUCAUAUAUAAUAGUCUGUUGGGUGCAGUAAAACAAUCUGAAGAAUAUGGAGAAAUGGAGAAAGUCUUGGAUGAUAUGACUCAGGAAGGGGUCUUACCUAAUGUUGUAACCUACAACACUUUUAUGGCAAUUUACUUGGACCAAGGUCGAACUACUGAGGCUCUUAAUAUUCUUGAAGAGAUACAGAAGAAGGGCUGGAGGCCUUCUCCAGUUUCCUAUUCUACAGCAUUGUUGACUUAUCGAAGAAUGGAAGAUGGGAAUGGAGCUUUAAGGUUCUUUAUUGAGUUCAGGGAAAACUAUCAUCAAGGUGACAUAAGGAAAGAUGCUAAUGAAGAUUGGGAAAAUGAAUUUGUUAAGCUUGAGAAUUUAACACUACGUGUUUGCUACCAAGUGAUGCGGCGGUGGCUUGUGAAUGGUAAUAAUUUGAGCACAAAUGUGUUGAAACUUCUCAAUGACAUGGAUAAUGCUGGCCUUCCACUUGGUCGAGCAGAACAAGAGCGGCUUUUGUGGGCUUGUACCCGUGAAGAGCAUUACAUUGUGGCAAAGGAACUGUAUACUAAAAUUAGAGAAAGGCACUCUCAAAUUAGCUUAUCAGUCUGUAACCAUGUCAUUUGGCUGAUGGGGAAGGCUAAGAAGUGGUGGGCAGCUUUGGAGAUAUAUGAGGAUUUAUUGGACAAGGGGCCAAGACCAAAUAACAUGUCACAGGAGCUGAUAAUUUCUCACUUUAAUGUUCUUCUCACUGCAGCUAAGAAAAGGGGAAUUUGGAGAUGGGGUGUUAGGUUGCUUAACAAGAUGGAAGAAAAAGGCCUUAAACCUGGAAGUAGGGAAUGGAAUGCAGUUCUUAUUGCCUGUUCCAAGGCUUCAGAAACUUCUGCUGCGGUGGAAAUAUUUAAGAGGAUGGUUGAACAAGGUGAAAAACCUACAAUAAUCUCCUAUGGAGCCUUGCUUAGUGCACUGGAGAAGAAUAAAUUAUAUGAUGAGGCUCGCCGGGUUUGGGACCAUAUGAUCAGGGUAGGUCUUGAACCAAACUUGUAUGCCUACACAAUUAUGGCUUCAGUUCUCACUGGACAAGGAAAGUUAAACUUGGUUGAUGCCAUCAUUAAGGAAAUGGUUUCAACAGGUAAUGAGCCAACAGUUGUGACAUACAAUGCAAUAAUUAGUGCUUGUGCACGCAACGGAAUGAGUGGUGCAGCAUAUGAAUGGUUUCAUCGCAUGAAAUUUCAGAGCAUCACCCCAAAUGAGAUUACUUAUGAAAUGCUGAUUGAGGCUCUUGCAAAGGAUGGUAAACCAAGGCUUGCGUACGAGUUAUAUCUGAGGGCUCAGAAUGAAGGCCUUAACCUCUCUUCAAAGGCUUAUGAUGCAGUUCUGCAAUCCUCUCAGGUUUAUGAAGCAAAUGUUGAUACAAGAGUUUUAGGGCCUCGGCCUCCGGAUAAAACCAAAUGACCACAAAUUACAAAAACUUUGACAGAAUCUUGUAACUUGGCAGAUGUUCCCAGCAGAAGUAAACUAUUUGACACAAAGGAAAUUUACAUUUCACAAACAGAAGGAAACCCAUAAGUGAUUUGUUAAUAAAAACUCCAUAUGAUAAGCUUUCUUUUUUUA